Hippocampus comes (tiger tail seahorse) is the source of this 2524-nucleotide messenger RNA. It is a transcript of the gene sars2, whose product is annotated as seryl-tRNA synthetase 2, mitochondrial. Lineage: Eukaryota; Metazoa; Chordata; Actinopteri; Syngnathiformes; Syngnathidae. The transcript is spliced from 16 exons. Gene Ontology annotation, molecular function: serine-tRNA ligase activity; ATP binding. Gene Ontology annotation, biological process: seryl-tRNA aminoacylation. The record is from RefSeq and is a predicted model, not a curated record. Bases 36 to 1598 code for a protein of 520 amino acids.
AUGACAAUGAAUGUGCCACCCGUCAUACAACCAACAUGGCGACAUACGUCGGCGCCUUCUCCUCGUCUCGAAGCUUUAUAAAGUUUCUAUUGACGCCGGUAGUGCUACAUUUUCCAACGCCGAAUGUGUGUUUUAUGGUGCCCCGUCGCUUUUCUCAUCGGAGCAGCUUAUAUGAGCAUGUUCGUGAAGGAUAUAGCGAUAAGCCACAGCUGGACAUGAGAGCAGUGUGUGAUCAGACCGACAAAGUCAUAGCUAAUGUAGAGAGCAGGAAAGGCGAGCUGUGCGGGCAAGACGUCAAGGAAAUUGUGUGUGUGUGGCAGCAGCUCCAGGCAGUACGAAGGGAAAUCUCUGAGCUGGAACAGCAGAAGCAGCAUAUUAGUGGAACGGUUAAAGGUUUAGUGGCAAAACACAGAAAGGAAGCCCUCGCCGAUCUUCCGGAGUACAACCAGGCACUACUGAAAGGUCGAGAGGUCCGUAAAAGACUCAACCAUCUCUAUCCCCGAGAGACGCAACUGGAUCAGAAACACUAUAGCCAAGCACUUCGCCUGCCCAACACCACACACCCCGAUGUUCCCAUUGGAGAUGAGAGCCAAGCAAAGAUAGUGGAGUUGGUUGGCCAGAAACCCGAAUUUGACUUUAAGCCCAGAGGCCAUGUUGAACUGGGGGAGCAGUUGGGUGGCCUCAUCAGGCAGAGGCAUCUUGCUCAUGUCUCAGGUCACAGAUCUUACUAUCUGUGGGGGGCAGGGGCCAGACUUCAGACUGCACUCCAAAACUUUGCACUCGACACACUGCAACGCCGUGGUUUCAUUCCCUUGGUUGUACCUGACAUGCUGAAGAGUGCAGUGUUUGAGGGAUGUGGCAUGCAGCCCAACGCCCAUCGCUCUCAGGUCUACUCACUGGACCCGGAUCGUUUCCCAGACUUAAACCUGGCUGGGACUGGAGAAGUCGGAGUGGCAGGUUAUUUCAUGGAUCAUGCAGUUAAUUUGAAGGACAUGCCCGUCAGGACAGUAUGCAGCAGUACAUGUUACAGAGCAGAGACAGACACAGGUAGAGAGACCUGGGGCCUCUAUAGAGUUCAUCAUUUCAAUAAGGUCGAGAUGUUUGGAGUGACAGCAAAUGAGACAGGUGAGGAGAGUGCUCAGCUCCUAGAAGAGUUCGUCUCCUUGCAAAAAGAGAUAUUUUCUGCCUUGGAGCUACACUACAGAGUGUUGGACAUGCCAACACAGGAGUUGGGUCCUCCAGCCUACAGAAAGUAUGACAUUGAAGCCUGGAUGCCCGGGCGGAACAGUUAUGGCGAGAUUUCUAGUGGUUCGAACUGUACUGACUACCAGAGCAGACGCCUCAACAUCCUGUAUGAGAGAGACGAUGGGAGCCUGCAGUAUGCGCACACAGUGAAUGCCACAGCAUGCGCCAUCCCCAGAACAAUCAUUGCCAUACUAGAGACUCACCAAACCAAGGAAGGAUCAGUCCUCGUCCCCAGAGCCUUGCAACCAUAUUUGGGUCUUGAAAUAAUUGAGAAGCCAAAGUACAUUCCUCUGAAAUACAUUGGUCCCAACCAGCCGAGCCGCCCGCCCAGGCCUUCUCCCACAAUUACGUGACGUCGGCGUUGGGAAGAAUGUGUUAUUAUAAAGUAUUGCAGUGAGAAUAAUGAUCACUUCCUGUAAUGCGGUAUCUCAGUGAUGUAUUUUACAAUUCACCUCAAGCAUCUCUUUUUUUUUCUGAGUGUGCCCUUUUCAGGACCGGUAUGAAUUUUAUUUUCAUACAGCAUUCCAUUAACUUAGUCGGCACAUAUUGUUCCGCUUUGCUGUGUCUUGUGCUUCUAAGGCCCCACCUUCCUGCAUGGUCUGUACAGUCAGACUGGUCAUUGGCUGGAAUUUCAGUCACUUCAGCAUCAGUGGACAAACAGCAGUAUAAUACAAUACAGUAAAAUAUGUAAUAUAAAUCAUCCCCUUGACUGAUCAUGUCACUCAGUGUGUGUACAUGUUAAUCAUUUGACAGAACAGCAAGGAUUACGGUACCUUCCAGGACAGUUUACAACAUCAUAAUGCUUAGCCAAAGUGUUUUUAUUCUCCAUAUAUUUUUUUAAGACUUAAACAUGGAAUUAUAGGAACUGAGAAUUGUUUGUCUGUAAAAUGUCUUCUAAUAGUUGGCUACAGCAAAAAAUAUUUGAAAGGCACAUGAAUAUUGUACUUAUUUAAAAAUGGCAGCAACUAUUAAUGAGUAAUAUCCAAGACUGGAUGACAGUGAUGGCUGGUUCACAUUUAUCAUGAUGAAUGUUUUGCAUUUACCGUCUGUUGUGGUGAGCUGUGCAUUUGGUGUCUGGGUCUUCAGUGGAUUCUUUACUGACUUUAAUCCACCAUGUACCUUAGCAUGUUGCAGUUAUAGAAACUAUCAGUACUGUACUACACAGAAAUGCAAGACAGCAGCACACAACUGUCAUGUACAUCAUCUGGUGCAAUUCAAAAUGACCAUUCAUCUGAUAUGAUAAAACCAUAAAACUUUUAAAUAAAACAUACUCACCACA